UGCUGGUCCCACAGUGUGACCUGGGUCCCUGUACGGCCUCCCAUUGCUUCCACUCUGCCAUGUGCCACUAUUUGAGGUCUCCUUACACUCCUGCGGUUUUCCAUUUUGUCAUAGGUUGCUUGCAGAUUAGCGGGCCUUCCAUAGGUGCCGCCAGGCCCCAUAUCGACCAUGGGCCCCCGUACCUCCUGGUCACGCUGCUGCUGAGCCCACAGUGUGACCUGUGUCCCUGUACGGCCUCCAUUGCUCCACUCUGCCAUGUGCCACUUUGAAAUCUCCUCACACUCCUGCGGUUGUCCAUUUUGUCAUAGGUUGCUGGCAGAUUACAGGCCUUCCAUAGGUGCCACCAAGCCCCAUAUCGGCCAUGGGCCCCCGUACCGCCUGUCACGCUGCUGCUGGGCCCACAGUGUGA
This is a messenger RNA of Staurois parvus, 409 nucleotides long. Lineage: Eukaryota; Metazoa; Chordata; Amphibia; Anura; Ranidae. The record is from the annotation of a GenBank genome assembly.